Messenger RNA from Parnassius apollo (apollo), 798 nucleotides. The record is from the annotation of a GenBank genome assembly. NCBI's taxonomy places the organism in Eukaryota, Metazoa, Arthropoda, Insecta, Lepidoptera, Papilionidae.
AUGUCAAUAGUGUAUGCAGAAGAACAGGUGCAGGAGGGUAUCGGUUUACCCUUUACGACUACAAUCAAAGUGUACGCGCGCUGUCUUCGACCAGACAUCGAAUACAAGACGCUGUCAGUGACUUGGGGAACGCGGGCUAGCGAGGUGGUCGCUACGUUGCUGGGCAAGUUCCGAAUGAGGCACCGGGACCCGCGUCUCUUCUAUCUCAGCAUGGAGGUGCGGGUCCGUGCUGCGGGGCUUCGCACCACGCUCGUCCUGGACGACGACGCAAGGCCCGCGGCGCUCCAGGCUUGCCAUCCCAAAGGAUACUCCAAAUUCUCUCUCCAGAUGCGACCGGGCGGCUUGGUGAAGAUCUACGAUUCAGCGCUAAUGUCCUCAUCCCAGUACAAGUGUCUCUUGACCAGUGAGCGCACGACCGCCGACGAGCUGUUAGCCAUCCUGCUGCACUGCUAUGACUCCACCGAGGGUGUCGAGAGGUUCUCGCUUUAUGAGGUGUGCCCCUCUCAAGAGUACGAGCGGAAGCUGCACCCGGAUGACUUGCCCCUCCUCGUGCAGCGCUCGUGGCCGGUGGACAGCGACUGUCACUUCCGUGUUCGGAGGAACCCCCGGGCUCCCCCGCUCCCACCGCGGACCAUUCCCGCACCCGUUGAAGUUCCAAAAGAGGAAGACGAACCCUCUAGAGCCCUAUCAGCUCUAUCUCUCGAAUCUGAUGAUGACAACAAAAGAUACAGCCCAGUAUACAAGUUCCCUAGCAUAAGCUACUGUAGAGAGACGAAAAACGAUUACCUUUACAUAUGA